GGGGAGGCUCGGAGCAUCCAAAAGAGAGAAAGAAGAAGACGCGCCGCGGACACCGGAGCCCCCGGAGCAUCGACACAAUCACCGGUCCUUCCCCGCGACGCCUACCCGCGCGGAGGCGCCUCAUGCUGGGCGAGAGAAUAGCUUGCAUGUUCUUCCCUUCCCUGCUUUCUUCUCCCCUCCUCAGAUCAGUGCUGCUGGCAGCAAGUCAGAUAUUGAUCGCCGUGCGAGUGACCAGCGCACAUUUUCCCCGGUGGUGGCCCGCCAUGGUCACAUGACACACCCCUGAGCGGCGGAAAGAGAGACAUCUCCCGUCCGGCCGGCCCGCCAUGGCGGUGGCCGUGCGGUUUCGCCGCCACCUACGGCGACUCCUCCUCCUGCUGGCGUCCUGCUGUGUGCUCUCCUUGCUGCUCUCCGCCUACUUCCUCUUCACCAACGCCACGCCGUCCUUGCAAACAGGACAAUCCUCGGAGGCCGCUUGCUCGCAGCCUCUGUCCAUGUCGCCGUACCGCCGAGCGCCCCACCCCUUCCCCCCGGAUGAGCCGCACAGGCGGGUGCAGACCGAGCCGGCGGUGCUGGUUCUGGUGGAGUCCCAGUACUCUCAGCUGGGUCAGGACAUCGUGGCGAUUUUGGAGUCGGCGCACUUCAAGUUCCGCAUGGAAAUAGCUUCAGGGAAGGGCGACCUCCCGCCGCUGACGGAGAAGGGCCGCGGACGAUAUUCGCUCAUCAUUUAUGAGAAUCUGCUGAAGUAUGCGCAGGCGGACACGUGGAACCGGCAGCUGGUGCAGCAGUACUGCAGCCAGUUCCGGGUGGGCAUCAUCGGCUUCUACCGCUCCACCGAGACCUCGCCGCCUCUCUUCAAACUCCGAAACUUCCCGCUGGUGCUGAGGACCAAUCAGGCCCUCUGGGACUGCUGCGUGGUGUCCAGCUCACCCAUCCUCCACCUCACCAAGCCGGGCACCGACCGAGGGGCCUUGCCCAGCGAGGACUGGACCUCCUUCUCCUCCAAUCACUCCACCUACCAGGCGGUGCUACACGCGCGGCCCAAAGAUGGCGGGGGCUCGGCCGCUGGCCAUUUGGGGCCAGGCUUCAGCCUGAGCCUGCAGGCCACCGUAGUCCAGGACUUGGGGCUCUAUGACGGGGUGAGGAGAGUGUUUUUUGGCCAGGGACUUAACUACUGGCUUCACAAGCUCGUCUUAGUGGACGCCAUCUCCUACCUCACCGACAGGAAGCUGACUCUGGGCCUCGACCGACACGUCCUGGUGGAUAUCGACGACAUAUUCGUGGGCAAGGAAGGGACUCGUAUGAACGUCAAGGAUGUGAAGGCGCUGCUGGAGACACAAAGACAACUGCGCUCUCACAUUUCCAACUUCACCUUCAACCUGGGCUUCUCCGGCAAGUUCUAUCACACAGGCACUGUGGAGGAGGAUGAGGGAGACGAUUUACUGCUGAAGUACGUGGAUGAGUUCUGGUGGUUCCCCCACAUGUGGAGUCACAUGCAGCCUCACCUCUUCCACAACCACUCCUCUCUGCUGGACCAGAUGGUGCUCAACAAGGACUUUGCUCUGCAACACAACAUUCCAGUGGACAUGGGCUACGCCGUGGCCCCCCACCACUCGGGGGUCUACCCGGUCCACCUGCAGCUCUACGAGGCUUGGAGACAGGUGUGGAGCAUCCAGGUGAGCAGCACAGAGGAGUACCCGCACCUCAAGCCUGCCCGCUACCGCAAGGGUUUCAUUCACAGCAACAUCAAGGUGUUGCCUCGCCAGACGUGUGGACUGUUCACUCACACUAUCUACUACAAGGAGUAUCCUGGCGGACCUAAAGAACUCGACACAAGCAUCCGAGGAGGAGAGCUCUUCCUCACCGUGCUGCUCAACCCUAUCAGCAUAUUCAUGACUCACCUGUCCAACUACGGCAAUGACCGUCUGGGUCUCUACACUUUUGUCCACCUGGCGUCCUUCCUGGGCUCCUGGACCAACCUGAGGCUGCACACCCUCCCCCCCACCCAGCUGGCCCACAGGUACUUCCAGCUGUUUCCGGAGCAGAGAGACCCCCUGUGGCAGAAUCCUUGUGACGACAAGCGACAUAAAGACAUCUGGUCUAAGGAGAAGACCUGCGACAGGCUGCCCAAGUUCUUGGUGGUUGGACCACAGAAAACAGGGACCACCGCACUUUAUCUCUUCCUCCUCAUGCAUCCCUCCGUCUCCAGCAACUUCCCCCGUCCCAAGACUUAUGAGGAGGUGCACUUCUUCAACACCGACAACUACCACAAAGGCAUCGACUGGUACAUGGACUUCUUCCCUGUGCCCUCCAACGUCAGCACCGACUUCCUCUUUGAGAAAAGUGCAAACUACUUCCCCUCCGAGGAGUCCCCGCGGCGCUCUGCUGCUCUGCUGCCCAAAGCCAAGAUCAUCACCUUGCUCAUCAACCCCUCUGAUCGAGCCUACAGCUGGUACCAGCAUCAGCGAGCACACGAGGACCACGCAGCCCUGGGCUUCACCUUCUACGAUGUCAUCAGCGCCAAAGCCGGCGUCCCGGCCGAGCUGCGUUCCCUGCAGAACCGCUGUUUGAUCCCCGGCCUGUACGCCACGCACCUGGACAGGUGGCUGGCACACUACCCCGCCAACCAGGUGAUGAUCAUAGACGGCCAUCAGCUGAGAGCCGACCCUGCCGCUGUCAUGGAUGAAGUCCAGAAGUUUCUGGGAGUCACGCCUCAUUUCAACUAUUCGCAGGCACUCACGUUUGACCCUCAGAAGGGCUUCUGGUGCCAGCUCCUGGAGGGAGGCAAGACUAAGUGUUUGGGGAAGAGCAAAGGGCGGAAGUACCCCCCCAUGGAGCCAGAGGCCCGUGCAUUCCUGUCCAGGUUCUACAGGGAACACAACGUAGAACUGUCCAAGCUGCUGCAUCGCCUCGGACAACCUCUGCCCUCCUGGCUGAGGGAGGAACUGCAGAAGAUAACCUUCGCAUCCAUGAGCCGGGGUUAAAGGCCAAAGGUCGAACAGGUCGAGUUAACCGGGAAGGUCAGACGCACUCUCCGGUGGUGGACUCCCAACCCCCCAACCCCCCAACCCCCAGAACCCCCAACCCACCUCCCACCGGCCACCCCACCCCCGAGCGGGACGGGCGAGGACGCAACGCCUGAUUUUCACGGCUGAGGGCAGAGAAGCGACGGAGGAGACAUACGCAGCUUCCAAGGAGUUGAUUCCACAUUGGACUGGGGGGGGGAUGGGGGCCCUCAUCACCACUUUUGCACAAAAACACGUUCCCUUUACUUUCUUAUGGUCUUGCCACAGCCAGCGUGUGGGGAGGCUCCUUUGUUGGAAUCUGCUUGGGCUCUCAGGCCUCGGACACAAGGACCUGACACCUUGCUCAGGCCGCUCUUAAACACACACACACGGACAAGAAGACCUCCGUUGCGUCGGUGCUGGAUGUGGAGAAGAAGAAGAAGAAGAAGAAGAAGAAGAAGAAGAAGAAGAAGAAGAAGAAGAAGAAGA
This is a messenger RNA of Nerophis ophidion (straightnose pipefish), 3494 nucleotides long. RefSeq names its product bifunctional heparan sulfate N-deacetylase/N-sulfotransferase 4-like. Lineage: Eukaryota; Metazoa; Chordata; Actinopteri; Syngnathiformes; Syngnathidae. The coding region runs from base 327 to 2984 and encodes 885 amino acids. Gene Ontology annotation, cellular component: Golgi apparatus. Gene Ontology annotation, molecular function: heparan sulfate N-sulfotransferase activity; deacetylase activity. The transcript has 16 exons. The record is from RefSeq and is a predicted model, not a curated record.